UUGAGGGAAGUCACAAGCCACACCGUUUAUUCUGCUUGUGUCCAGCUGCCGGUUCACACAGGUUGCUCCAUUAAGCACGUGGGAAGGUAAAGAAGGCUUGCACAAGCAGCAGGGUGUGAGGGAGGACCAACAUCAGCCACAGCCCACGGUGGCCAUGGAAGUGGGGGUACUUGGGUCGGCAGUGCAAACAACUUUGACCCGCGCUCCCGAAGGUUAGAGCCAGGGAUGCCUGGCCCCCUCGGCUGGCGUUCAGGGCGAGGAGGCUGACAGGGUGGGACCCUCCCAGGACUCCCCAGAGCUAAGGGGAAAGGCUGCGUCUGAUCACCACUGAGGCUCCUUCCAGACUUGACAUUUUGUGAUUGGGUCGUUGCCGGGCCCACCUUCCGUCCCUUCCUCCAGGAAGCCUGACAGGUUUAAUCUGCCGGACCCCUGCGACAGAGGGCGCGCCGGCUGUGGCCCUGCCUGCAAAGGAAGCCACGAUCACCAGAAAAUGGAGCCGUUGUCGCCGGAAACUCCAACUCCCAGCAGCCCGCAGAGGCGCAGGAGCGGGCCGACGCCCGGCGUGCUUCGCGCGGUCCAACGCGUCUUGGCUUCCGCGGGCCCCAACUUCCGGUUCCCAGCGCGCCUCGCGGCGCAGACUACGACUCCCAGCAUGCAGAGGGGCCAGGCGGGGGUGUGCUUCCGGCCCGCGGUGAGACUGCGUUUCCUGGAGAGUCGAGGCCCGGCGCUGGCGGCGCUCGGGGCACACGUGCAGGAGGUGACAGGCGGAAGCUCCGCGGCGCGGCGGGAAGAGGAGCAUGCGCGAAAGCCCCGCUGAGGCGAGCACUCCAUCCUCUCCGGGAUAUGGAGGGAAAGAAGGAAGAGAUCUAUCCAGGGGGCUGGCUUCGGAGAUCUUCCCCGCUGCCGCCAAGAGCUUCAGAUUCAUGAUUGGCGGAAGUUAAGGGACUUCUUGCAGCAGUCACACCCAAGUCGUGGGUCUUAACACCGGCUCUGCUCCUGUCAAACUGUAUGAACGAGGACAAGUCGCUUCAGUUUGCAUGGCCUUGGUUUCCUUGUCUCCUGUUCGCCUUCCUUACGGGGAAGAUCAAAUGCCAAGCUGACGAGGAAGGUUUCUGGGCCUUUUGCUGGUCAGCCUCCACCAUGCGUCUCUCUGCCCUGCUGGCCUUGGCGUCCAAGGCCACUCUGCCCCCCAACUACCGCUACGGGAUGAGCCGCCCCGGCUCCCUGGCAGACAAGAAGAGGAACCCUCCAGGGAGCAGGCGCCGCCCGGUGGCUGUGGAACCCAUCUCUGAUGAAGACUGGCAUCUUUUCUGUGGGGACAGGGUGGAGAUCCUAGAAGGCAAGGAUGCCGGGAAGCAAGGCAGAGUGGUCCAAGUGAUCCGGCAGCGGAACUGGGUGGUCCUGGAGGGGCUGAAUACGCAUUUCCGCUAUGUCGGCAGGACCAAAGACCAGCGGGGAACCAUGAUCCCUAGCGAAGCACCCCUGCUCCACAACCAGGUCAAACUUGUGGACCCUGUGGACAGGAAACCCACUGAGAUAGAGUGGAGGUUCACCGAGGCAGGAGAGCGGGUCCGAGUCUCCACAAGGUCGGGAAGAAUUAUCCCCAAACCGGACUUUCCCCGAGCGGAUGGCAUUGUCCCUGAAACGUGGACUGAUGGCCCCAAAGACACAUCAGUGGAAGAUGCUCUCGAAAGAACCUACGUGCCCCGUCUGAAGACGCUGGAGGAGGAGGUGAUGGAGGCGAUGGGGAUCCAGGAGACCCGGCGACACAAGAAGGUCUACUGGUACUGAGCUGAGCAGAGCAGCUUGUCCCAUCCUGGCCCAGAGAGCCGGGGCUCCCCUCCUCCGAUGCCAAGAAACAGCCCGAGCCCUGCUCUGCACGCAGCUGCUGUCUGCCAGCACCCACCUGGCGCCCACCCCUGCUUCAAAGACUGAAGGGAGGGGCCUGGGUCGGAGGUUAAGCUGGAACCUGGGUGUGAGCUGGCCAGCCCUAGGGUAGCCCUCCGCAAGGGUGGGGCUAAAGGGGCAGAGGUCCCCCAUCACCACCCCGUGGGGAUCUCUGAGUAACAAGAUGCUGCCUGUUCUGAGGGCAGUAGGGGUUGCAGAUGAGCCCCAACUGUCAUACCUCGGCAGGACCUCACGGAAGGGGCGGGCUACUUUUUUCUGUAUUUAACAGAAAUAGAAGAAAAAUAAAUAUUUCAUCUUUUAAUAAAUUAAAAA
Pteropus alecto (black flying fox) is the source of this 2220-nucleotide messenger RNA. It is a transcript of the gene MRPL24, whose product is annotated as mitochondrial ribosomal protein L24. Gene Ontology annotation, molecular function: structural constituent of ribosome; RNA binding. NCBI's taxonomy places the organism in Eukaryota, Metazoa, Chordata, Mammalia, Chiroptera, Pteropodidae. The transcript has 7 exons. Gene Ontology annotation, cellular component: mitochondrion; ribosome. Gene Ontology annotation, biological process: translation. The record is from RefSeq and is a predicted model, not a curated record. Bases 1009 to 1791 code for a protein of 260 amino acids.